UCAUUAAUUCUUUUUUUAGGUAUUUUUCUUAAAACUGCAUUUUUGGUUAAGGGCUUGUAAGUAAGCAUUUCACUCUAAGGUCUACACUGUAUUCAGCGAAUGUGACAAGUUUUGAUUUGAUUUGAUAGAUACUAGAAAGCAAUCUCAGCAACCUGAGUAGGAAUGUGCCAAAUGAUGUCCUUGGGCAGGGGGGUGUGGCCAGGCUAGAACAGUGAGAGUUUAUUUCACUCUGUGGUCUCACCUCUUUUACUUUCUCUAUUGAACACAGACACGCAGACAUGAAUAGAGGGCUCUGGAACUUGACACACUGAGCGCAGGGAACCAGUGCUCCCAAGACCUGAAUGAUGAUGUUUUGGUGGUUCCUGGCACUGCUGCUGGGACCUGUUGAUAUAUAUAGAGCCCAUGAAUGUGAUGUGUUCACUUAUCUGGACCUUUAUCAUGCUAUCAUUGGAACCAGUCUGUAUGUGAAGCUGUUGCUGUACACCAGAGCCAAUCUGACCUGUGGUCAGGAGCUGUCCCACCAUAACCUGUCAGCCCAGCCCCAGUUCAACCUCACCAAGCCCACCACUUUUGUCGUUCAUGGCUACCGUCCUACGGGCGCUCCUCCCAACUGGUUGAAUAACAUCAUAGAGCAGCUGUUGGCCCGCGGAGACAUGAAUGUCCUGGUGGUGGACUGGAACCGCGGAGCUGCCAAUAUCAACUACCUGAAAGUUGUGACCUACUCACGAGAUACAGCGGACAACCUCACUGCCUUCAUCCGAAACAUGCAGGAGAAUGGUGCCUCUCUUAGUUCCAUCCAUAUGAUUGGGCUCAGUCUAGGAGCUCACAUCACAGGUUUUGUUGGAGCCAAGUUCAAUGGCAAAAUUGGGAGGAUCACAGCUGUAGAUCCAGCGGGGCCUCAGUUCAACGGGAAACCCCCUGAGGAUCGUCUGGACCCUACAGAUGCACAGUUUGUAGACGUUGUGCACACAGACAUGGACGCAUUUGGUUUCAGGAAGCCUUUGGGCCACAUUGAUUUCUAUGCUAACGGUGGAGCUGACCAGCCUGGCUGUCCACUGACCAUCUUAUCAGGGUCUGGAUAUUUUAAGUGUGACCACCAGAGAUCAGUGCUCCUCUAUCUGGGUUCCCUGAACCGGACCUGUAACAUCCGAGCUUUCCCCUGCACCUCCUACACUGACUUCCUGGACGGACUUUGCAUGGAUUGUGAUCAAUUCAAACCUGCCGGAUGCCCUGUAUUUGGUUAUGACAUCAUAGAGUGGAAGGAGUCUCUGGUUCCUCUGCAGCAAACCAAGGCUUUCUUCACCACCAAUAAACAGACACCAUACUGCAAGACAAGCUAUUGGGUGGACAUUGUAACAUGGAACCGUGAUACUCGCUGGGGCUACAUCACCAUAAAACUACACAAUGGUAGUGAGGUGACAGAGGCAACAAUAAACCAUAAAGCAUCCAGUUUUAAGAAGUACUCAGAGACCCGAUUACUGGCCCAGUUUGAAAAAGACCUUCAGAAAGUCCACAAGAUCUCAAUCAAAUUCUCCAGGGUGAAUGCAUUUAAACCUAAGUACAAACUACGGGUGCUCCGCAUCCGUCUCACACACCUGGAGCGCAAAGACAGGCCUCUCUGCCGCUAUGACAUUCUCCUGGAGGACAACAGAGAGGUGACCUUCAGAUCCAUCCCCUGUGAGGAGUCCAACUUCUGAGACAAUAACAGAUACACAGUAUGAUGUAGAGAGUCAGCAGUGGCCAUUUGAUGGCUCUCUGGGUAAAUGGAGUGAGGCAGUUGACCCAGGUAGCCUACAUGCUACUCACCCUCUGGUCCGUGUAUUCAGUGGCUUAAGUCUUGUAUGAGUCCAGAGCAUUGUAAAUGCGUGCAAGUGUGAGGAUUUUAAUUAAUGAUAUAUUGUAUUCAUUUAUUAAUUCUUAAAAUGUACUAUGAUGAUUGUGUCUGUAUCACUGAGACCACUGUGUGGUAUAAUAUCUGUGGGAAACCACUACUAAAUACAUAUUUUAUUAACGUAAAUACAUAUGACAUUCUUGGGAAUGAGAGCCACGUCAAUGGGUCAUUACACGAAAAGAGUGCAUUUUGUAUCCCUUUUAUAUCUUAAUUAACCCCUCUAUGGAAAGAUGAGACUCUCUCGAACACGAUUGUGUUCUCCGUUUUGCUCUACGACCCCCACAGGUGUCUUGGGACUCGUCUGUCAGUAAAUAUAAGUUGUUUUGCUCUAGGACCUCACAAGACUUGUCUGAAAGUCCCACGGUACCCAUUUUAAAAAAAGAUUGGAAGUAUAUAUGGAGACUUAGUGCCAAAAUUAAGGGUUAAAUACGUUCCCUGCUCUAUCUUAUAUCUCUCAGAUAUACGACAGACACUUGAGAACUAACUUCCUUUAGAUUUUUUGGGGGGGGGUUUAUUGUGUAUAUAUAUAUAUAUAUAUAUAUAGUACAUAUAUUUUUUAAACAUCACGUGGAGAAUUCAAUACAGAUUUCUUUAUAUGAAUAAAGACUUGCUAAAGUGCCAAUAUUAAGCAUUUUGACAUGUCCCUCCUCUGUGUCCCUCCAUGCACCUCUGUGUCCCUCUGUGCCUCCUCUGUGUCCCUCCAUGCACCUCUGUGUCCCUCCAUGCACCUCUGUGUCCCUCUAUGCCUCCUCUGUGUCCCUCCAUGCACCUCUGUGUCCCUCCAUGCACCUCUGUGUCCCUCUGUGCCUCCUCUGUGACUUCCAGGAAGAUUUUAACUGACUUGACCCCAACAUUUCUCCAAGUUUCCACCCUCAUUGUAAAGCCCCAACCCUGUUAUGGUCAACCCUGUUAUGGUCAACCCUGUUACGGUCAACCCUGUUACUUAAUUUGGCACUUAAAGUUAGGUGAAAUCCAAAGUUUUUUGGAGCAAGUUAUAUCAAAUUGGUUGAAUGACCCCAAUACAAUUGAACACUUUAAACCACUUGACUUAAAGAACAUGCUUGUUUUUUGUUUUUAUUUUAUAAAAAAUGUCACAUAAUAAGCUGAUAUAAAAUGUUUUUGUAGAAGAU
This is a messenger RNA of Oncorhynchus mykiss (rainbow trout), 3021 nucleotides long. Lineage: Eukaryota; Metazoa; Chordata; Actinopteri; Salmoniformes; Salmonidae. The record is from RefSeq and is a predicted model, not a curated record.